Messenger RNA from Rotaria sp. Silwood2, 231 nucleotides. The record is from the annotation of a GenBank genome assembly. Lineage: Eukaryota; Metazoa; Rotifera; Eurotatoria; Philodinida; Philodinidae.
AUGACUACUACUAAUGGAGUAGAUGUAGAUGAUGAUUCAUUUGAUGCUGAUGAUGAUCGAUAUGAUACACUUGUACUACCAUCUGAUGUACAAAAAGUGAUUGAUCAAAUACGUUCAUUGGAUAUGGAUACUGAUAUUCGUUUUACUAUACGUGGUCAUUCCGAUAUAGAAAUUGAUGAACAUAAAGCAUUAGAAGGAGCACAAAAUUCAAUAUUAUUAUUAUUUCAAUAA